AUGAUAGCCAAAGCCACCGAUAAUCUAUCAAACUCACUCUCUCCUUCGAUCUCUCUAUCUCUCUCACACUCUUUCGAACUAUCAAUCUCACUCUCUCUUACGAUCUAUCUAUCACUCUCACUCUUUUUUUCGAUCUAUCUCUCUCUAAUUCUCUCUUUUUAUCUAUCUAUCUAUCUCCCCAACUCUCUCUCUCUCUCUCGAUCUAUCUAUCUAUUUAUCUAUGUAUUUCUUUCUCUCACUCUCUCUCCUUCACUCUCUCUUUCAAUUUAUCUAUCUCUUUUACUCUCUCUUUUAAGAAAAUCUUUGAUUUCAUUUAUCGAUCAAUCGAUUUGGCUUCCUCAUAUUUCUUCACUCUGUCACAAUAACGUUUUUUCUCUCUAUCUCACUCCUUCUUUCGAUCUCUCUCUCUCUCUCCCUCUCUCUGAUUCUCUUUCGAUCUAUCUAUCUAUCUAUCUAUCUAUCUAUCUAUCUAUCUCACUCUCUUUUUCGAUCUAUCUAUCACUCGCUCUCUCUCUCUCUCUCUCUGUCUAUCUAUCCCACUCUCUCUUUCGAUCUAUCUAUCUCUCCCACUCACUUUCGAUCUGUCUAUCUUUCUCUUUUACUCUUUCUUUCGAUCUAUCUAUCUAUCUAUCUAUCUAUCUAUCUCAUUACCUAUAUCUUAUUUUCUUUUCUUUAUUUCUUUCUUCCUUCCUUUCUUCCUUCCUUCAUUUCUUUCUUUCUUUUUCUUUAUUUGAAGUUUCGCUCUUAAUUUCUUUCUUCUUUUCUCGCUUCUAUCAUUCUUUCGACUAUUUUCUUUCUAUCAUUCUUUCUUUCUUUCUUUCUUUCUUUCUUUCUUUCUUUCUUUCAACUUUAUACCUCGUCGUUUUAUUUAUUUAA
This is a messenger RNA of Acanthosepion pharaonis, 876 nucleotides long. Lineage: Eukaryota; Metazoa; Mollusca; Cephalopoda; Sepiida; Sepiidae. The record is from the annotation of a GenBank genome assembly.